GAUAUCGAGCCAGAGUUUGUCAACGAUAUCGAGUCCGACAGCUCACAACAAGCCUACACUCGGGGAGGCUCCGCCGAGGACAAGAGGCUUGUCUGGAAACAAGACCUGAGAAUCCUACCCAUCUCUUGCGGCAUAUACCUUUUGUGCUAUCUUGACCGGUCCAACAUUGGUAACGCUAAGGUCUUGAAUGCUUCGACUCACAAUGACUUGCUUUCUGAGACCCACAUGACGGCCUACCAAUAUACGAUCGCCUUGAUGGUGUUCCUUAUCGCCUAUAUGGUCUUUGAAGUACCGUCCAACUACUUUCUCAAACGCCUCAGUCCAAGCAAAUGGAUUGCUUUCUUGAUGUUGUCUUGGUCAGUCAUGACCAUGGGCUUGGGCGGCGUCCACAACUACGCAGGAGUAACAGCUCUAAGAUUCCUGCUUGGAGUUUUCGAGGCCGGUCUGUUCCCUGGACUCGUGUACUACCUUAACGAACGUAGUAUCCGAGUUGCCUUCAUUCUAGCAUCGGCGACCUUGGCAGGAGCCUUCGGAGGAGCCAUCGCGUACGGUGUUGGACACAUGAAUGGAACUGGCGGUCUUUCAGCCUUCCGGUGGCUGUUCAUUCUCGAAGGUCUACCGUCUCUACUGUCAGCACCCCUAGUGUGGUUCUUCCUGCCCGACUAUCCCGAGACCGUGAAAUGGCUUUCACCAGAAGAGAAAGCCCUGGCAGCAGAGAGGCUGAGAUUUGAAGGCUCGCAUGGUAACAGCAAGAGUAUGACUUGGGAAGACGCCAAAGCCACUCUGACCGACUGGAGACUUUACGCCCAUUAUGCCAUCUACUUCGGUAUUUCAACGCCUUUCUCGAGUCUGUCACUUUUCACCCCUACCAUCACUGCUGGUCUAGGCUUCAAGGACCUGACUGCACAGCUCAUGACCGUGCCGCCUUAUGCAGUUGCAUAUGUAGUGACACUUUUANNACGCGCUUUGCACUCAGCCAUUUUUGCAUCGGUGGGAGCAAUCGGGUUCCUAGCCUCAGCUGUGCUCCCGCCUGAUUCAUACAAUGCUCGCUAUGGUUGUUUGAUUGUCGCUGCCGCAGGCUCUUUCUCNUGCAUCCCGCCUUUGUUGGGCUGGCUUUCUUCCAAUCUGCAUAGUACAGCUGCAGCUGGUUUAGCCAUUGCCUUGAAUAUCUCCUUUGGAGCACCUGGCCAGAUCACCGGAGUCUGGAUCUACAAGGCUGACGAGAAGAAAAAGGGAUAUCCGACGGGACAUUGGGUCAAUGCUGGUUUGUUAUUCUUUGUGGCUGCAGGUUGCAUCUCUCUGUUGUUCUUCUAUAAGUUCAAGAACAGAAUGUUGAGAAGAGAAGGAACGGAAAGACUGUUCAGAUAUUGA
This is a messenger RNA of Aureobasidium musti, 1371 nucleotides long. Lineage: Eukaryota; Fungi; Ascomycota; Dothideomycetes; Dothideales; Saccotheciaceae. The record is from the annotation of a GenBank genome assembly.